Messenger RNA from Filobasidium floriforme, 753 nucleotides. RefSeq lists its product as uncharacterized. The record is from RefSeq and is a predicted model, not a curated record. Bases 1 to 753 code for a protein of 250 amino acids. Lineage: Eukaryota; Fungi; Basidiomycota; Tremellomycetes; Filobasidiales; Filobasidiaceae. The transcript has 5 exons. Gene Ontology annotation, molecular function: guanosine-3',5'-bis(diphosphate) 3'-diphosphatase activity.
AUGUCGCCCAUCAAACUAGACUCGCCCGCGUCUUCCCCGCAAGGAGAACUUUCAUCACAAGAGGAAACUGGGAAACCUGUGCUGGAUGUUGCUACCCUUUUGAAGACUAUGGAUUUCGCGGCGACGAAACACGAGAAUCAACGGAGAAAGAACAAGCAUGCUACACCUUAUAUCAACCAUCCUCUCGGAGUGGCAAACAUCCUCUCGACCUACGGCGUGACCCACUUGGCGACCCUCCAAGCGGCCGUCUUGCACGAUACCGUCGAGGAUACAGAUACGGACAUCGAAGAGAUCGCCAGGGAAUUCGGGGACGAGGUAGCCAGGAUCGUCGAGGAAUGUACCGACCCACCUGACAUGUGUGCGAGAGCCAGGAAGGAUCUGCAGGUGGCCACCGCAGCGAAGAAGAGCAAAGAGGCGCAACAGGUGAAAUUGGGGGACAAGCUGCAUAAUUUGAGGAGCAUCUUGGAAGAUCCACCGGUGGGAUGGACGGCGAAACGGUGUCAAGAUUAUUUCCGCUGGGCAAAGAACGUCACCGACAUCUGCCUGCCCUCGCUCCCCCUGAUCCAGAUUCCCCUGGACGAGAUCUACCUAAAACGACACUUCGUACUCGACGGCAAGGCUUACAAGUGUCACCCCGAUUUGGGGGACAAGACAGGCAAGAUCUCGGACGAGGAGCAGAGGAGGAUCAAGAGCCUGAUCGAGAGGGAAAAGAGGGAGAAGAAGCGGGGGUGGGAGUCGCCCAUCUAUACGUAA